AUCACAUUUACAAAUUACUGUAUUGCGAGCUGUAUUUUAGGAAUAUUUUAUGUAGUAGACUGAAGAAUCAAUAUAGCAAUACUAUUUUUUGCUUAGAGGACGGUGAAAGACAUUCAAUAAUAUACUGCUAUACUGAUUUUUGUUUGCUAUUAUUCUAUAACUCAUGGAAGGUGUCAUCGAUGAAAUGAAGUUUGAUAGCAGUGGUGGAAAAUUACCUAUUUCUAAUGCCGAAAAUAAAGAACUCGAAACACAGCUUCAUGCAAAGGAAAAUGAGCUGGUGGUUGUGAAAAGGCAACUUGAUGAACAUGAGGAUAGGAUCCAUGCGAUGAGCACACACACGAAAAAUGUCAGACAAGAACUGGAAAACACUCAGGGACUACUGGGCGCAAGAAAGAAUCAGAGUGAUACGGAGCGUCAUCUACUGCAGCUGGCACAGAGAGAGGAGGGUAGGCUAAGGCAAGAGAUCCGACGGCUCACUUCUGAGCUUAACGAACUGAAUGAGAAGAAAAAAAUGCAAGAGACGGGGAUCUUCAGACAGCAGGAGAAGCUGGAGCAGCUGAAGUCGCAGCUGAACUGGGACCAGCAGGCGUUGGAAGCUUGGCUGGAAGAGUGUGCACGCCGCGACCAGGACAACUACACACUGCAGAAGUACACACGCCAGGACGAGAGCAAGAUCAAGGAGCUGGAGCUACAAUUGGAGAAGCGCACAGAAGAAGCCCAGAGGAAGAGGAGGGCUCUAGACAUGGAGACAACAGAGACACUCUCAGCUCAGAUGGAGUUGGAUAAGGCAGCGGAGGAGUUUAGGACUGCACAUGCGGCCCGGCAGGAGCUGAUCACACAGUGGGAACUCACCAUAGAGCAGAUGCAGAAACGAGAUCGCGAUAUCGACAGACUAGCCGUGGACCUUUCAAAGGCGAAGCAGUCGGCCAGCCAGCGAGAGGAGAUGGUGAAGGAGAAGCAACGCUUCCUCGACAGGGAGAGAGAGAACAACCUGGAGGCGGAGAAGAAGCUGGCAGCGACGGAGAGGCUGGCAGCUAAGCUACGACAGGAAGCUCAGAACAAGGAGGCACAACGGGUCCAGUUCCAAGAUGAGGUGGAGACACUGAAGCGAAUGGUAGACAGGACUGGCACAGAGCUGGAGAAUGUCAGAGCACAGGUGUCCCAGCUAAAGAAAGACAUACAGAGCAAAAGUGACAAGUUGAAGCAGGUGCAGGGAACGAGAACAGCCUUAGAAGAGAAGCUACGCAUGGCCGGGGAGAUGAAUCUAUCAGCGGAGGAGUACGCGUCGCGGAUGCAACUACAUCUGCAGGAGUAUGAGGCCAAGCACAAGAAAAUGGAGGAUUACCAGAUCAUGCAGCUCGAGAGCAAGAUCGCUAAACUUUCAGGAGACAAGACAGGAGAGGAGCGACAUGCGAUAGAAGCUCAGGUUAAGGAGCUGCAGGCAGAGCUUGAUGAACGCAUGAAUGCCAAGAACAUGCUAGGUCAACAACUAAAACAACUACAGGACAACGUGCGGCGAGUGAAGAAGGACAUGGAGCAAGUAGUGGCAGAGAAGGCAACGCUGACCAGCAAGAUAGAGGAGCUGAACCUACACAACGACAGCUCGCAUCGAGAACUGAAACGCCUUGUAUCGCGCAAGCAGGACAUGAUGGUGGACGAGAAUCUACUGAAGCUGGAGAUCAGGAAGCUGACGCAGAUGCUGAACUCUCGCUCUGGAGAGGUCACGACCUUAGAGAGGCGCCACCUGGAGCUGGAAACGGCAAUGAGGGAGCGAAGGCAGGACGUAGCCGUACACAGAGACAUGUUGAGAGCACAGCUGAAAGCAGCUAGUGACGAGAAGGCAACGCUGAGCACAGAACUACAUGAGCGAUUCUCCAAGAUAGACAAGCUCCGAAAACGGUAUGAGAUACUCAUAAUAUCGAUGGCACCCCCUGAGGGCGAGGAGGAAAAGUCCGAGGCCUACUACGUCAUCAAGGCAGCUCAGGAGAAGGAGGAGCUGCAGAGGACGGGAGAUGAGCUGGAUGCACAGAUAAGGAAGGCAGAGAGGGAGAUGAAAGCCCUAGAGAACACAUGCAGACUGAUGAACUCUCACAACGAGGCUUACCGAAAGACCUUCCACCGGGUCACGGAGAAUAGCAACGAGCAGAGAGAGACGGAUAAGCUGAAUGAGCAACUACGAGCCGUCACUGACAACUACAAGUUCAAGCGCUGUCAAGUGCGAGAGCGCGCCGAGGAUGUGACGACAAUGCAAAAAACUUUAGACAAUCUCAACCAGACGGAUCGAUUCACCAAGGAAGUUAUGGCAGAAAAAGAUCAGAAAUUGGCAGCACUCCAACAAGAGAUCGGGGAACAAAAAGCAAAGCUAUCGCGAGUCGAUAAACAGAACGCCAAGUACUCAAAGGAUUUGCGUGCGAGUAAGAAGACGAAAGGAGAGACGCUUGAAGAGAAAGACUUUGAGGUGCGAGAUAUGAGGGAGACGUUUAAGAACGCGAUGAGAACGCUGGGCGAUGUGAUGGCUGAGCAUCCAGAGAUAGUAGAUGAUGUCAACACACACUUCUCACAGGCUGGCCUGCCACCACCAUCCGAUGCUUCAUGCAGCACACCAGGGAGUCGCACGACAUCACGCGGAUCCCUGCCAGGCAGCAGGCCCGCGUCCGUGCGCAGCUCUCUGAGUGGCGCCCCCUCAGUGCGCAGUCCCAUGGGCGCGCGGACGUCCAUGUCGUCUGCCGUCGUCAGCCCCACGACACUGACCCUCGAUGUUGGCUCGUCAAGUUCGCCACCUGGCGGUGCUGCGAGUGUGGGCAGGCGCGCGUCACGAAGCUCGAGUGUGCAGAGUGGCUCUGGCAGCCUGCGUAGCGGCAACAGCUCGGGAAGUCUCCACAGCAGGAAGAGUACGGGAAGCGCCCGUAGCUCCAAGUCCAAGCACUGACGACGCACGCGUUAGGGGGCGUCGCUUCCUCCCCGCGCCGAGGCGGGGGUGCGAAAGAACCGUGGAUAUAUACGUCGAUGCGAUAGGCUUAGCUUCUAAUUAUUUACGAUGGUGUUGCUUACCAGUGCUUAGAUGCAAGGUUCGACGAUAUAGCUAUGCUGCGAAUAUACAGUGCAUUUUGCAAACACCACUGAUGAGACAUAUUCUCUCCUGCUCGCACCCUGAAGGUAGCAACACUUGUAGCAAACUGAAAUCACAGCGUGAAUCUGAAUUUGGCUAGUUUUUGUUAGCUUGUUGGUCAUUGAUUCCGCAGUAACACCAGUGUGCGAAUUGUAUGGCACGCACGCACGCACACGCAGGUAUGAACUCGUGUGAUGUUACAAUUAUUUCAGAGUGGCGAGAUGGUUGGUUCACUCACAUUUCAAAAUAUUCAUUCAUAUGUAUUCCUUACUGACGUCAUCAUUUAUUGUGUAAAACAAUAGUCUCAUGUGUAUUCUAUAAUAGCUGUGACAGCAGAACAAAUUUAUGGUUUAAGUAGACAAUUUUUAA
This is a messenger RNA of Priapulus caudatus, 3478 nucleotides long. RefSeq names its product coiled-coil domain-containing protein 39-like. The record is from RefSeq and is a predicted model, not a curated record. The transcript is spliced from 21 exons. Gene Ontology annotation, cellular component: axoneme. NCBI's taxonomy places the organism in Eukaryota, Metazoa, Priapulida, Priapulimorpha, Priapulimorphida, Priapulidae. Gene Ontology annotation, biological process: inner dynein arm assembly; cilium movement; cilium-dependent cell motility. Bases 164 to 2929 code for a protein of 921 amino acids.